Messenger RNA from [Candida] anglica, 767 nucleotides. Lineage: Eukaryota; Fungi; Ascomycota; Pichiomycetes; Serinales; Debaryomycetaceae. The record is from the annotation of a GenBank genome assembly.
AUGUCACGCGACGUAUUUGCCCUUCUUAAAGCUCUGAAGGUUACUAAGCCCACGACAAAGACUAAAACGUUAGCCAGUGGUGCUGGUGGGGAGAAAUCUAAGAAGGAGAUUGGUCCAGUGACACUUCUUACCAACAACACUUCUAAAUCUAAAUGGAGUGUUAAGGGAAGUCAUCUUAUUUCAAAGACCCCAAUAGAUGGUCUUACUGGGAAUUGGAGCCUGACGGAAAUCCCAGUGGCAGCAUUUGAUCUAGACAGCACUCUUGUGGAGACAACAUCGGGUCAGAAAUUCGCUCGUCAUGCUGGAGAUGGUUCAAUGACAAUACUCUCGCCAAACUUACUCAAUUGAUACAGGAGAAGUAUUUGGUGGUGAUCUUCACCAAUCAAGGUGGUGUUGUUGCACUGUCAGCCCUUGGACAGCCCAAGUUCAAAUCAUAUACAAACUUUACCAAUCGAGUAGAUCAAAUCAUUAAGGAGCUCUUACCUGCUGAUGUGUUGGUGUUUGCCUCACCGAAACGACCUGCGGCCAAAUCAUUCAAGGGUCCUGUCAGUCUGGAGGAAGUACAUCGAACCAUGAGGAAGCCUGAGUCGGGGAUGUGGGCAUCGUUGAUAGAAUAUCUUGCCAAACAAAAUUACACGGUUGAUAUGGAGAAGAGUUUCUACGUUGGAGAUGCGGCUGGAAGGCCAAAAGAUUUCCUGGACAGUGAUAAGAAGUUUGCCGAGAGUGUUGGUAUUAGAUUUGAGACUCCAGAGGAGACCUUCAAGUGA